CACAGAGAAAAAAAUCCACAAAAGUCACUUGAUAAUUAAUACCAUUUUUGUCUCGAGGUGAAAUAACAAUAUCACCGGAGACUAAAAGGAGAUAAAUUACGCAUUGAGCGAGGUAGGCUCUCAAUUACACAAAACGGAUAUUGGAUGAGGCUAGAAAGUGACUAUCAGUGACAUUAAAAAAGCGUCAAGCAGAAUUAAUUGUCCUCUGAAACAUCCAACGGAAUUUACAUCACAAGAUCUUGAUAAAGAGGUUCAUGUUCCCAGGAUACUCGACACCAAUAGCAGAAUGUAAUUACUCUGCUCGCAAAAUAUUAUGCACUCGGUGACUUAGACGUGAGGGUUGUCAACGAGACCACCAUGACUUCGGAGCUUCCAUCUUCCUUGGACACAAUUAAUCACGAUAAUGACGAAGCAGAUGCCUCAUUAGGGGAUGAGUCCCGCGAAAUUCCGAAGGCUGACACCGAGGCCGCUAAUUACGAUCCAUGGGCAACACGAUCAUCGACUCAACGAAAUUCUGACACCGCAGUGUUUAUGCACCUGCUGAAGGCCUCGAUCGGUAGCGGCAUACUUUUUCUCCCACAUGCAUUCAGAAAAGCUGGAUACGCUACCGCCCUUAUAUGCGCAUUUAUCACAGGCCUGAUAAGCUGCCACACCGCUGUAAUCACAGUGCAGUGCACUCAGAACCUAUGCACAAGAUCACGAAAAUCAUCGCUGAGUUUCGCCGAAACGGCUCGUGUGUCAUUCGAACACGGACCCAACUGCAUUCGAAAGUACUCGACGGCAUUCGGUGUAUUUGUUAAUGUACUCGUCUGCUUUGUCCAAUACCAGACGAGUGUUGUAUACACUCUGUACAUUGCCACCUCGAGUCAACAGAUUAUCGAAUACUUCACAGGAAUAAAUUUGGACCUUAGGCUGUACAUCGCUCUGAUAUUUCCGAUAUUAUGUGCUCUCGCAAUGAUUCCAAACUUCAAAUAUUUAGUCCCGGUUUCCGUGAUCGGGACUGUGCUGAUGUCCUUGGGGAUAAUCGGAUCAUUGAUGUACUUUAUCAAAGAUUUUCCCGACGUCAGGAGACUCGAGCCUUUCACCGACUCCAAGGAAAUCCCAAUGUUUUCCAGCAUUUUUCUAUUCGCCAUUUACAAUAUGUCGAUUAUUCUACCCCUGGAGAACACCAUGAAGAAUCCCAGGAGGAUGGUCAACAUACUGACCACUAGUAUGAUAAUAAAUAUCUUCAUUUACGCUGUCUUCGGGUUUCUUGGGUACAACAAAUACGAAAACUCGUGUGACACUGUCAUCAAGAAUUUACCUGUCGAGGAACGUGGAGCGCAAAUCGUUAAAAUCAUGGUAACACUGUCGGUGGUAUGUACAUACGGCCUUCAAUAUUAUGUACCAGUUACCAUUCUCUGGCCGAUAAUUGCGAGAAAAAUCGGAAGAAAUCAUCGAAGCCAUGAGAUCAUAUUCCGUCUUCUCGGCGUUACUCUAUCAUCCCUUCUGGCAGUUGCUGUGCCACAAAUGACGCCAUUACUCGGUUUAUUUACAGCGUUAAGUAUAACAACCGUUAUGCUACUGAUACCGGUGGCAAUCGAAGCAUCAACAAUGUGGAAUUACACCGACAAUCGAAAGUCCUUCUGCUGUCUACUCAUCAAAGACAUAAUAAUUUUCAUCGUCUGGUUGUUAAUGCUCGUAUUUGGAGUGUCACAGAAUCUCGAAGAAAUUAUUCAAACAUAUGGAGUUGAUGAUGAAAAUCUGUUCUUUUGUUGGGAUGUUUAAUUAAUAUUCGUGGGGGAUUGAACAAAAUAAUUUUGAUAAAUUAUGUACCGAUUUCUCAUGUAUCAUUGAAUAAUUUAAAAAUGGGGUAGUAAUUUUGUGGGUGUGUUUGACGAUCCUUCGAAGGAAACAGUAAAACAUUUUUAAAGGUUGAUUUAUUACUCCGGAGGACAAUUCGCCGUCGAUAAUGGGAAACCUUGACUAUAAUUGAAGAAUAAUUAAUUAUCUCGGUUUAUUAUCACCAUCUUUACGAUGACAUUUGUGAUGACUUGAUAAUGAUGUCGAACGUGAUAUGACGAUAGGUUUAAAUGGAGUGGUUUCAGGGAGAGAUCUUGACCUCCCAUCGUUAAAAUCACUUCAGUUUUCAUCAGUUGUAUUAUUAGUAUUAAUAAACUGAUGUAAUUUAAUGUCACUCCAUCAUUAAUUACUAUUUUUAGGCGUGAGACAUUGGGCAUAAUUAAGUGUACGGGGUCAUUAACCUUAUUAUCAUUAUUUCUACAUCGCAGUGAUAAUGAUAAAGGAUAGGGCAACUUAAUCAAUCACGCGAUAUCGCCGAUUCCUUGGUGUAGUGCGUAAUAUAUUCAAGGUCUUUUCUAAGAGAAAAGUGUCUACACAGUUUGGAAUUUUCGAUUCAUUUUUUUAAAUGAAAAUUUCGGAAUUUUUAUUUAAAAAAUUUUUAUUCAAAAAAUAAUUAAGGAAACUCUGACUCGUUUGGUGAUAAUUAUGAAAAAAUUGUCUGUGAAUGUAGAACAUAUAUAGGACUAUGUAGUGCAUAGAAAAGAAAUAAUUAAACAAAAAAUGUAUUUUCUAACAACAUGCACUAAGAAAAAAUGUUAAUCGUCCGAGAACUGGUGCGGGAAUCACUUUGCAGGUAGAAAUACGAAAAACCUCUUUUCGUUGAUGAAUGAGGUAAAAUCUUUUGGGGUCACGAUUUUCCCACUUUUCAACGUAUCCCGUCGUAUAUCAAAAGUCGCUCAAUGAGGUCCCCACUUCUACCGAAGCCUUUCAAAUGUCACCGGGCCCCCCGCAAGAGGUAACGGUCCCCCUCGCAUGCCAUGAACCGUACCAUCGCCCUCGUGCCCACAAUUAUUCAUUUUUGGAAAUCUAAGACCUCAGGCAAUGGCCAAUAUGGUAAUGCAGUGAUUAGUUUUUAGUUUUCAAAAAUUAAUAACGUGUCUGCACAUGCCAGUACCGUUACUACUUAAUUGGAUGACAGUAAAUCAUGCAUUUGAGUCUGAUAAUUGAAAUAUUGUCAUUAAACGAAAAUCUGAACAUUGAAAAUUUAUGUGAGAAU
Molecule: messenger RNA, 3058 nt
Organism: Diachasmimorpha longicaudata
Lineage: Eukaryota; Metazoa; Arthropoda; Insecta; Hymenoptera; Braconidae
Product: proton-coupled amino acid transporter-like protein pathetic
Exons: 8
Coding region: 358-1767 (469 amino acids)
Biological process (GO): amino acid transmembrane transport
Molecular function (GO): L-amino acid transmembrane transporter activity
Source: RefSeq, a predicted model, not a curated record